Chara braunii is the source of this 2029-nucleotide messenger RNA. Lineage: Eukaryota; Viridiplantae; Streptophyta; Charophyceae; Charales; Characeae. The record is from the annotation of a GenBank genome assembly.
GCGCGAACAUGCUAAGAUCUGUUCGGAUAAUCUGAAGGUUGAGGACCGUCAGAUGGUGCUGUGUGGAUAUGACAGUCGUGAGGACGAGAAGAUGUGGGGACUGCAGGCUGAUGGCGCGGGUGCAUACAUCUUUGCAGAUUAUCCUGAUAACUGUCUUAGCCUCAUUCACCGCAGACACGGGCGGUCAACACUUCUUGCAUGGGUACCCGUUGUCUGUCCCAUGCAUUAUGCCUGCGGGGCAGACCUGUCCAUGGAGUUCAGAGACCCUCUGGGUGUUCCGUUUCUAGUGACGUACUCUGAUGGUUUGCUACGACACAUAGAGUACAUGGCAGGGGAGGACAUGAAAGGGAACAAUGAGAAUGCGGGGAUUGGAGAACCUCAGUCCGAAGAGCCGAGACAACCGGCAGGCGAGGUGAACGGACCCCCACACGACGGCCCCGGGGGAUGCGACGUUGACGGUCCGACUGCAGACUCGGGUGCAGGACGUACUGUUGUGGGGAGGAGUGCGCCAGUGACUGGUACAGUGUGCACCGAUGGCAGCAAGCGGACGACCCAAGGAACGAAGCAGAAGGCAACAACCAAACGCGRCAACGAGGGGRCAACGACGGUACGAGGGAGAGGCGGUCGAGGUAAGGGACGGGGGGGCGGGGCACCACUGGAUGGUGGGAGGGGAAGAGGAAGUGGGGGGGGCCAGGGGGGGGCAGCAAUGGAUGGUGACACAGGCCAGAAAAUUGGAGGGAGUCAAGGGCCGCCGAGGCGCAAUCGCCGGCCAAGAGAGGCUGCUAUGGCAAAGAUGCGCCGACUGCAACGCAACACAGAACUUUGCAUCCCUUACAGACCGUUUGUGAGGCUUGUGCGCGACAUUGUGAAGAAAAAAGAGGUCGCAACAGAGCCUGUGCGGUUCGGGAUGCUUGCCAUUCGAGCACUUCUGGAGGCAGCUGAAACCUAUGUUGUGCAUUUUAUGGAGAGCACGAACGAGGUUGCAAUCCAUUUGAAGUGGGUCACGAUCUUGCCCCGGGGCAUGAGGCUCCAGUUGCUGCUGCGCUUAUCUCAAAAUGCCGACGUGCAUGACGACCACAUCAUGACGGAGUGCUCUGCGAACACUCUUCACGGAGUUGUGGACUGGAUGAGAAAUGACCAAGACAUCGACAUGACGAAAAGAGAGGGAGGAGGUUCGUACAACACGGCAACGUUCAAGAAGUUUGUGAGAUCCCAGGCGAGGGAAAAUAAAAUGUUGAAGACAGGGGGUGGUGAAGAAUUGAAGCCGAACACUGCGGAGAUAUUGGCGCUGAGCAGGAUGAACGAGGAGGCACAAAGUGAUCCUGUCGACUACCAUGAACUGGCGACAAUGGUGGUGGACGGUGUCGAGUUUGUGGUACUUGACCAAAUUGUGGACUUCAUGAAGAGUGGAGGUGAGGACAAAAACCUCAUUCACGAGACAUUGCAUGAGGUGACGGAGGACGCAAUAGCAGCAGCGGAGGUUGUCGAUGUCGAGUGUGUAAAGGAUUGCACACUCGACCUUGUAUCGGGAGAUCCUGUGCCCCGAGGGAACAUAUUCGAGGCUGUAGAGGAGCUCACCGCGACAUUGACGGACGUCGAUAGGAGGAGGAAGAGAAAGCAAGGAUGGGAAAUCGUUGUCCGAGAACACAAUAGCGCAAGGACACACACAAGAGACAUAACAAUGCAGGACGUAGGUGACGCAGUAUCUCUCCCGGAUGUGACGACCGUGUUGAAGAAUCCUGCUGUGGAUGCCCAGACUGUCCAUGGCGGAUUCAGAGAGUGGAGAUUGGCACCCGUACGUCCUUCAGGUGACUUCAACGAAGGGGGUGAACAACCGUCUCGGCAGGGAGAUGAUGUGGUGGUUCGUUCUGAUGACAAGGGCGAUGCGCAGACACGACCGCAACAAGAGUACCCGACUUUAUGGGACUUUGAGCUGCUCCGUGUAUGACGCAACUCAGGUUCACACCCCAUGACAUCGAUGUCGUCAGAAUGGUCUCCUUCUGUAUGAGAACAAACCAUGAUUGUAUCC